UUAAAAACUUUCAUAAACGAAGUAGGGAUGCAUAUUGGAUAUUUUUUGUUUUUAUUGGGCUUCACAGUAAGGCGAUAUUUCUCCAUUUUGAGUUACUAUGGCGGGAGAUUUAUUAGAAGUGUUUUUAUUGCAACAGUGGACGUAUACUGCGAAUGCACAACCAAGUAUAUCUAUCUCAGGCCUUCUGAUAUCCGAUUUAAUUCUGAUCACAUCUCAAAAAUAGCAACAAAAACUUGGGAUGGAAGUCACACAACAAUUUAUGAUGAACUCCGAGAAUUUGUGUGGAAAAACAAAACAGCCAGAAGUCUUUCACGAAAGAUAGUUGUGGUGAAAAGAAAAGACGGUCGAGGAUUCAACGAAUACCGAGGGACUGCAGCUUUAAAUAAACUUCCCGGGUGGUGGGUCGUUGAAGGGAAUGAGCUAUUGUGGGUUUUACAGACGUUGGAAAAGUUUAAAUACAUUGAAUAUACAGAGUUCAGAGUUAUGUCAACAAUAUCUGAUGAAAUGUGGUAUGCGCUGUGUUCUGUAACUAAAAAGUCAAAAGGUGGAAUUGAAGUUUCCCUUAAUGACGGUUCAGCAGCCGAUAAAGAAGAGUUAGAGCUGGAAACAGGAAAGAUAUUCUCGGAAUACAAGAAACAUGUGGCUCCCAACUGGAUUCGGAUGUAUUCAGUUCCUUUAGAAAACCUACGACUAAGGCUGUCUGAUUACAAGAUUCAAAGUCGACCACGUAAUACGGCAUCUUGUGUUAAUGUAGGAGUAUGUCACAUGACCAAGAGAGAACAAGAAAACGAGCUACGACACUUUACCACAAAGGAUGAAAUGAUUGAUAACCAUGCUUGUAGACGUCCAAUCAAAAUGGGAAACAGAAAAGAAACUCCAAAGUAUAAAUCAGUUUACGACAGACAUUUAGAUUUCAGGCCUUAUGUUUGGGGAUUCUUAUGCAUCUUGUUUAUCGGAAUGUUUGCCGGAUGCUGCUUAAAAGGAUGUGGCUGCUUAAUGGGAGUGCCAAUAGCUUGGCAAAAUAAAAAAGAUGUUAAAUUGGCAGAAUCAUAACUACAUUCAACAGGCGUAUUUUCUUUCAUGUAUGAAAAGCAGUAAGCUGCAAAAUAUAUAGCAAAGUAUAAAUAAAUUGCAAAAAUAGUUGGCUGUUUUCGGUGGGUUGGUAAUUUUUU
This is a messenger RNA of Styela clava, 1172 nucleotides long. RefSeq lists its product as uncharacterized. The record is from RefSeq and is a predicted model, not a curated record. NCBI's taxonomy places the organism in Eukaryota, Metazoa, Chordata, Ascidiacea, Stolidobranchia, Styelidae.